AUGCUUACAUGUCUUUUAUACGCUGCCUGGUGGCGUGGAUCUGUUAAUAUCAUUUUGUUCAUAUCUAUCUAUCUAUCUAUCUAUCUAUCUAUCUAUCUAUCUAUCUAUCCCCCAUUCUCUUCAUAUCUAUCUGUCUAUUUCUCAGUCUGUUCAUAUCUAUCUAUCUAUCUAUCUAUCUAUCUAUCUAUCUAUCUAUUUAUCCCAUUCUGUUCAUAUUUAUCUAUCUAUUUAUCUAUCUAUCUAUUGAUAGAUCUAUCUAAUUCUGUCUAUAUCUAUGUAGCUAUUUAUCCCAUUCUGUUCAUAUCUACCUAUCUACCUAUUUAUUCUGUUCAUAUCUAUCUAUCUAUCUAUUUAUCCCAUUCUGUUCAUAUCUAUCUAUCUAUCUAUCUAUCUAUCUAUUUAUCCCAUUCUGUUCAUAUCUAUCUAUCUAUCUAUUUAUCCCAUUCUGUUCAUAUCUAUCUAUCUAUCUAUUUAUCCCAUUCUGUUCAUAUCUAUCUAUCUGUCCCAUUCUGUUCAUAUCUAUCUAUCUAUCUAUCUAUCUACCUAUCUAUCUAUCUAUCUAUCUAUCUAUCCCAUUCUGUUCAUAUCUACCUAUCUAUCUACCUAUUUAUUUAUCCUAUUCUGUUCAUAUCUAUCUAUCUAUCUAUUUAUCCCAUUCUGUUCAUAUCUAUCUAUCUGUCUAUCUAUUUCAUCUAUCUAUCACAGUCCAUCUAUCUAUCUAUCUAUCUAUCUAUGUCUAAUAAAAUCUAUCUAUGUCUAUUAAAAUCUAUCUAUCUAUCUAUCUAUCCCAAUCUCUUCAUAUCUAUCUAUCUAUCUAUCUAUUUAUCUAUCCCAAUCUCUUCAUAUCUAUCUAUCUCUCCUUUCUAUCUACCAAACAAUUUUAGCCUGAGAGCUUCUUUGGCACCUCCUCAUAUCUAUCUAUCUAUCUAUCUAUCUACCAAUAUAUAUAUCUAA
This is a messenger RNA of Acanthosepion pharaonis, 954 nucleotides long. The record is from the annotation of a GenBank genome assembly. NCBI's taxonomy places the organism in Eukaryota, Metazoa, Mollusca, Cephalopoda, Sepiida, Sepiidae.